Messenger RNA from Peronospora farinosa, 1677 nucleotides. Lineage: Eukaryota; Oomycota; Peronosporomycetes; Peronosporales; Peronosporaceae. The record is from the annotation of a GenBank genome assembly.
AUGAAACUUAGCCUCGUCUUACUCAUCGCUGCCGGUUUGGUGUCAACAGUCUCCACUGCAGACACCACGUCCGGUGAAACGGUCGCCGAUACGUCGGAAAUAAUGAUUCCAUCAUCGUCAACGAAUAAUGACAACUUGUCGGACAAGUUGGUGAGUGACGACAACUUGUUGGACACGUCGAUGAAUGAUGACAAAACGUCUGACACGUCCACCACAAAAUCUGACGCGCCAACGACAAAAUCUGACACGUCCACCUCAAAAUCUGACACGUCCACCUCAAAAUUUGACGCGUCUACCACAAAAUCUGACGCGUCAACGACAAAGUCUGACACGUCAACAGCGCAGAUUGCGCCCGGCCCUGAUCCGUUUGCGAAGCUCAAGACGAUCAAGCACUCUUCCGAUUCAUACCACAUGCCCGCUGUUCGCGUCGUACAUGCCCGUGUGCAGAGCGAUGAUCCUGAGCUCGUGGAUGGUGUGUUUACCUCAAGCUUUGGUAAAGGCGACCUGAAGGCCGGUUACUUGAGUGCCAUGGACACGGUCAACACCGCGUCGGUAGAGGGGUCGCUCAUGUAUGUUCAAGCUGAAGGAAUUAACAUCAAUGUCCGUGCUAAGAAAGAGCGAUGUGUACGCAAGUCUGGCAUGGCCAAUAUCGUCUUUUAUGAGAUUAUUAUCGUGCAGACAAAUGAGACGUUGGCUCAGUUUCAAGAGACAUGGGGCGAAACGCCCGAGUACGGCCCGAUGCUGCCCAUGGAUAGCGGCCGCUGUACGCCUCUAUCGGGUGAUGACGACUUCCCUCCUGGUUGUCUGCAGUUUAAUGGCGACGACGAUCAGCCGAACGUCGGACCGUUCGUUGGUGCCGGCACCAAGGUCGACGAUGUUCGAGCUCCGUAUCCGAACAAUGUCUGGUUCUCCUUCGCGAGUACGUGUCCGCUGAAAACCUGGAGUGAGAAGACGGACGAGUGCCGUAAGAAAACUCGCAAGGGCCUUUGUGACUAUGGUGAGGGCCCCGACGGCGUCGACUGUACUUUCGCUUACAACAUCUUGGGCUGGGUCACUAUCGAUGACAUUGUCGGUAUCACUUCCAUCGAGAACCCGACAACAGGAUCUACGUAUGCCAACUUUACGGAGUGGUGUUUGGCUAACAAGAGCCACACGGAGUUUGCGGCAAAUGCCGAAACCGGCGAGUUUGAAAAGGGUCUGCCGUUCUGGGAGGACCCGCUUAACACGACCGCGAACGCUGCUCGCGCCAAGGCGGUAGUAACUACAUACAUGUCGACUCUUACUUCGGGCUCAACGCAGAUUGAUAAGGAUGUCAUCUCCGCCUUCAAAGCGCUGCCUACCCCUGAGGAACUCGCUGCUGUAAAUCCGCCGUGCUAUAUGACGGUGGAGGCGUGUGGAUCCGGCAACGGAUGCAAGCGUGUUGGCUACUCCCAGCUCUGCACUGCGUGCGAGGCUGACGAGGGCUGCGAGACCGGUGGAAAGGGCUUUGUAUACCCGAAGCUUGAGAAGGCAUUUACAAAGUUGUCCGACAAAGAGACCACGACGAAGCUGAAGGACGGAAGCAAACCCGACGGUGGAACGAGUGCUGACUCGAAAAAAUCCGGUGCUGCUACACAUGUGUCUUUCACUAUCGCUUCAGUAGCUGUUGGUGUCCUGACUGCAGUGCUUGCUUUGUAA